AUGGUAAAUAUAAACCAGAUAAUAUCAGAUGAAUGGAAAGUUCCAAAAGAAGGCUUUUCUGAAGACUUAGAAAAUGACUCAGAUUUCGAAAUAAUAAGAUUCGGAAUUAAUUAAAUAGAUAAAAUAAUAGAAUUUGGAGGAAAAGAUAUUUGUCUGUAAAUUCUUAUCUCUCUAGUCGAAAAAAUGCUCUCUUUUUCCCAAGACUGGAGGUAUAAGUUUGCAGCAAUUAUGGGAUUGUCCUAAAUUGGAGAAUAUGUGGAAAAUAUUGGGAAAAUAAAGCCUAUUAUUUAGACUGUUUUGGAAUUUUUGAAGUCUGAAAAUCCCAUGAUUAGUUACGUACUUUCUGGUUGGUAAAGAAUUUGCUUAAAAUAUAGUUCGGAAAUUUAAAGCUAUUUACCGGAUAUAGUACCUGGAGUUUUUAGAAUUAUUUAAGACGAAAAAAAUUAUUGCGAUUUAUAAAAAACAGAUUUUGAAGAAUGUGAAAUUGCACUUGGGUUGCUAGAGGAUUUUAGCUUGUAAAUGUCUACCUGGGUUAGUGAAUUGUGUGAAAGAUAAUGGUAUUGA
This is a messenger RNA of Ichthyophthirius multifiliis, 564 nucleotides long. RefSeq lists its product as hypothetical. The record is from RefSeq and is a predicted model, not a curated record. The transcript is spliced from 4 exons. Lineage: Eukaryota; Ciliophora; Oligohymenophorea; Hymenostomatida.